Rattus rattus (black rat) is the source of this 1413-nucleotide messenger RNA. RefSeq names its product tripartite motif family like 1 (gene Triml1). The record is from RefSeq and is a predicted model, not a curated record. The transcript has 6 exons. NCBI's taxonomy places the organism in Eukaryota, Metazoa, Chordata, Mammalia, Rodentia, Muridae. Gene Ontology annotation, molecular function: protein binding. Bases 1 to 1413 code for a protein of 470 amino acids.
AUGUCUGUCCAUGAGAAAAUUUCCACAGCAGAUUUGAUGGAGAACCUCAGGGAAGAGCUCACCUGCUUCAUCUGCUUAGAUUAUUUUAGCAGUCCAGUGACCACCGAGUGUGGGCACAGCUUUUGUCUGACGUGCCUCCUGAAGAGCUGGGAGGAGCACAACACACCUUUGUCUUGUCCCGAGUGCUGGAGGACUUUGGGAGCCCCUCAUUUCCAAGCCAAUGAGCGCCUGGGACGACUGGCUAACAUUGGCAGACAGCUCAGAUGCCAGGUGCUGCUGAGCGAGGACGAGCAGAGCAACAGUGGGAGAGCACCGGGGCCCAGUAGGGUGUUCUCUGACGAUGAGCAGAGUGUCAUUAAUUUCUCACCUCCAAAUCAUGGCAUGAACAGGGUCUAUUUCUCAACUGAGGCUGAGGAGCAGCACAAAGAAAAACUCCAGGACAUCGUAAAUAUUUUACGGAAAAGGAAGAAGGAAGCUCAAGCCAUUCUGAACCAUGAGAAGGAGCGUGUAAUGCUGUGUAAGGAGGAGACAAAGACCUGUAAGCAGGUCGUCGUGUCUGAGUACAUGAAGAUGCACCAGUUCCUGAAGGAAGAGGAGCAGCUCCAGCUCCAGCUUCUGGAGAAGGAGGAAAAGGAGAACGUGAAGAAGCUGAGGGAAAACGAGAUCCAUCUGACCCAGCAAGUCCGCCGCAUCAACAAAAUGAUUGGUCGGAUCGAGUCCAUCUAUCAGAACUUGACCUUAGAGUCUUUUGAGGAAGUCAGAGGAGCCAUGGAUCGGUAUGAGUCCCUGUUGUUUCAGUGUCCAGAGACAACCAUCACGGAACUGAGUCUGUGUCGCAUCACCGGGAUGAGGGAGAUGCUGAGAAAAUUCAGUACAGAUAUAACUCUAGAUCCAGCCACAGCCAACGCUUACCUACUUUUGUCCGACGAUCUCAAAAGUGUGCGAUACGGAGGGACCAAACAGCAAUUACCUGACAACCCCGAGCGAUUUGAUCAGUCUGCCACUGUGUUGGGAGCCCAGAUCUUCACCUGUGGGAGACACUACUGGGAGGUGGAAGUGGGAAAGAAGACGGAGUGGGAAGUGGGUAUCUGCAAGGACUCUGUGAACAGAAAGGGGAAUCUCCCCAAACCUCCUGGGGACCUCUUCUCACUCAUAGGCUUAAAAAUCGGUGACGAUUAUAGUCUCUGGGUUUCAUCGCCCCUGAAAGGUCAACAUGUCCGAGAGCCAGUGCAUAAAGUUGGGGUGUUCUUGGACUAUGACUCUGGACACAUAGCAUUCUACAAUGUGACCGAUGAGUCCCUCAUCUACAGUUUCCCUCCAUGCUCUUUCCACGAAGCUCUCAGACCUAUCUUUUCUCCUUGUCUCCCAAAUGAGGGAACAAAUACAGACCCUCUUAUCAUCUGCCACAUCUGA